CAAGUAAUCAUCAUGGUGGUUGAUCACAGUGUUAUAUGUGCGAGGACAUUGGUCGGUUUAAUUUCUGAACAACUGCUUUAUUGUGUGAUAGUUUUACAUUGAACGAGCUUUAUAAUGAAGUUCUUCCGACAUGCAAACAGUUGAUGAAAUGUGAAAUUUGAAAUCUUCGCCAUUUGAUCGGAAUCGAAAGCAACCACUUGCAAACUCCUCUUGGGCCUCCUCUUGCAGCCUCCUCAUUCAAACAUAAAUUCUCCGACCUUGAAUCUCCUCCGAAUGCAUCUUCCACUGAAGCCGGCUUCUUAUCAUCAUCGUCACCACCAGCAGCUAGAACUUCGCCACUAUCAGCAUCACAGCGGCGGACAAUUUCAAUCUCUCGUACAACAGACAGCAAUCCCGCUCUUAUCUCAAUCAACAAUCUCGUGCAGCUGAUAUUGCGCACAGUAGUUCGACUCAUCCAACAGACAGUCUUCAUCUGUACUUCGAACGCGAUACUCCUCUGUUCCAGUUCAUCGUCGCGUCGUAAGGCCAUGUGAUUCGGAGAGGCGAAGUCAUCAUGAGUGACGACGGGGUUGUGAUGCCGGUUCGCGCCGAGCGAUGGUACCACAAGAUCACCGUGGAGCCGUCGAUGUUCCUGUACAUGAUGGCCUUCAUGCUGACGUCGGUGAUCGAGCAGGUUUUCUUCCUGUACAAGGCCUGCACGGUAAACCAUGGCUACUCGCACGAUAUCUGCAUCAACAUCGAAAGCUACCAGGACAUCAAGAAGGAGGUCCAGAUUACAACGUCGACGUUUCACAUGUGGAACAACAUAGCGAUGUACGUGGUCCCAAUCGUACUGGCGUUGUUCCUUGGAGCGUGGUCCGAUCGGAGAGGUCGGAAACUUCCGCUGAUUUUGGGGUUGAUCGGAAAAUUCGUGUACUCGGUGAUGAUCGUGGUUAACACUCGGAUGGAAUCGUGGCCCGUGGAGUACAUCAUCUACACGGCUACGAUACCAAGUGUUCUGACAGGAGCGGACAUCGCCAUCUUUGCGUCAUGUUUCGCUUACAUCUCGGAUAUCACAACAGUUGCGGAUCGCACAAUAAGGAUCACGAUCCUCGACGCAACAUAUCUGAGCACGAUGCCUAUCGGAGUUGCUAUCGGAAAUCUUAUCUACAAUCGUACUGCCCGAUCAUUUACGAUAAUGUUUGCGAUCAACGCCUCGCUGCUACUCCUGUCGAUCAUCUACUCGAUCAUACGGCUGAAAUCUCGCACCACCGACAGGCAGGUCUCGAUCACAGAGCUUCACUGGUACCGAAUGCCCGGUGAUUUCUUCGACAAGCAGCACGUCGUAACAUCGCUGAAAACCUUCUUCAAGAAGCGGACCAUGAACCGGAGGAUCUACCUCUACAUCCUGAUGGUCGCCAUGUCCUUCUACACAUUCCAACGGGACGAAAAGCCCAAAAUGUACCUGUACACCCAACUGAAGUUCAACUGGAAUGCCGAUCUGUACAGCUACUUCAAGACGUACCAAUCGGCUGCCUACGUGGUGAUGAUGUUUCUCGGAGUGCCGUUCUUCACCAAGGUACUGCAGAUGAAGGAUACGUUCAUCAUCAUGAUCGGCGCCGUGGCUCACGCCUCGGCCCGGAUCGUCUACAUCUUUGCCGAAGUGGAUUGGUUGUUGUACGUCGGGGCGAGCAUUUCCAGCCUGGGUCCGGUGGUGGCCCCGGUCCUCCGGUCGAUGAUCUCAAAGAUGGUACCCACGACCGAGCGGGGAAUCAUUUUCUCGUUUCUAUCGGUGUUCGAUAAUGCUGUGCCGCUGUUGAGCGGAGUGCUAUACACUCAGAUCUACAACGCAACCAUCAACAGCUUCCCGCAGGCGUUCUUCCUGUUGACCAUGGGAACCCAGAUCAUGGUACUGCUGUUGACGAUCGGUGUUCACAUAUCCCUCCGCGGGAAGACAUUCGAGGAAGGAACCACCGACAACGGGAAUGGGCUAAUCGAGGCAGAGAAGAUGCCAGCUAGUAUUGGCAUAGCUGCCGAAGAGAAUGAAUAAGGCGUGAUUAUCUGAUUCAGGAAGAAAGCUCGAUGCGAUGUGGAGUUACUUCAAUUCUCCUUCUUUGAUAAAACAGUACUACUCGUAGCCGGCUUGCUUUACAUGCAUUACCUUAGCUCAAUAGACUUGAAGCACGAUUUGAUAACUACUUGCCUUAAGUCAUUGUAUGCAGUAGACGUUCGCUCGGUGCAAAUGCUUUAACUGCAAGUCUACUAAGUGCAGCAGAUUUGCAGUUAUCGCACCGCUAUCCGUCAAAGUGAAAUGUCAACCGCGAUGCGAUGUUUUUCGCAUGCACUUUUGAUGCAAUGCGAUGUUUUCCAAAUGCACAUGAGUUGCAAGUGACAGUUCUUUGACGCCUGUCAGUUGUUGCAGUUAUCGAAUUUCUUUCGGUAAGUAAAACGUAAAAAUGUUGCAGAUAUCGAACGUCUACUGUAUUUUGAUAUUGUCAUGUUGAAAAAUCUUCAGCAAUAAAAUAUGUGUAAAAAUAAGUUUUUGAAGAAACAAGACUCCUCAAUUAGUGCUAAACUACACUUACAGUCGUAUACACGGUAGAACAAUAAUAAAAGACAAACUUUAUUUAACAAAAAAAAAAGAAAAAAAAAACAGCUAAACAUAUCGUAAUACGAAAAAUAUGAAAUGCCGAGUUAACUUGAAAAUCUUUUUAGAUUUGAAUUAAAAACUAUCGAUUAUACUCCAAUAACCCCGGAAUCCACAACGUUAACUGUAGAUGAUAGAGUUCAGGAAAAACAUUUUCGGGAGUUUGGAUUUUUUGUGGGGUAGAAUGGAAGUCAAACAUCAAUUGCUAUUUAUUUUCUUUUAAAUCCUAGUUCUAGCAGUAACUUUUAUUUCAUUAUUAUUAUCAUUAUUGUUACUUUAUUACAGGACCCAGGAAAUGAACCAGCUGUUACAUCCGUUCAUAAUAAAAGUUAAAAUUGAAUACAAA
Messenger RNA from Aedes albopictus (Asian tiger mosquito), 2972 nucleotides. RefSeq names its product proton-coupled folate transporter. Gene Ontology annotation, biological process: transmembrane transport. Bases 554 to 2029 code for a protein of 491 amino acids. The transcript has 4 exons. Gene Ontology annotation, molecular function: transmembrane transporter activity. Lineage: Eukaryota; Metazoa; Arthropoda; Insecta; Diptera; Culicidae. The record is from RefSeq and is a predicted model, not a curated record. Gene Ontology annotation, cellular component: membrane.